Penicillium cataractarum is the source of this 1617-nucleotide messenger RNA. RefSeq names its product chaperonin-containing T-complex subunit CCT3. Lineage: Eukaryota; Fungi; Ascomycota; Eurotiomycetes; Eurotiales; Aspergillaceae. The record is from RefSeq and is a predicted model, not a curated record. The coding region runs from base 1 to 1617 and encodes 538 amino acids. Gene Ontology annotation, cellular component: chaperonin-containing T-complex. Gene Ontology annotation, biological process: protein folding. Gene Ontology annotation, molecular function: ATP-dependent protein folding chaperone; ATP binding; ATP hydrolysis activity. The transcript has 6 exons.
AUGCAGGCUCCAGUGGUGGUGAUGAACACCAAUGCCGGUGACCGUCAGGUCGGUCGCCGCGCACAGCUUUCCAACAUUACCGCUGCGAAGACUGUUGCCGACAUCAUUCGGUCAUGUCUCGGUCCCAAGGCCAUGCUGAAGAUGCUGCUCGACCCCAUGGGCGGCAUUGUUCUGACCAACGACGGCCACGCCAUUCUGCGUGAGAUUGAAGUCUCGCACCCCGCUGCGAAGAGCAUGAUCGAGCUCAGCCGGACCCAGGAUGAGGAGGUUGGAGACGGAACCACAACGGUCAUUAUCUUGGCCGGUGAAAUGCUCGCCCAGGCUCUCCCCCAGCUCGAACGUAACAUCCACCCCGUCGUCAUCAUCUCCGCCUUCAAGCGCGCCCUGGCCGACGCUCUCCAGAUCAUCGAGGAGGUUUCCGUACCCGUCGAUAUCCACGAUGACAAGGCCAUGUACACUCUUAUCCAGUCCUCCAUCGGAACCAAGUUUGUCUCUCGGUGGUCCGAUCUGAUGUGCAGCUUGGCCCUCCGCGCAGUGCGGACGGUCUCCUUCGAUGUGGGUGGUGGCAAGCAGGAGGUGGAUAUCAAGCGGUACGCCCGUAUCGAGAAGGUUCCCGGUGGUCAGAUUGAGGAUUCCGAGGUCAUCGAUGGUGUCAUGGUCAACAAGGAUAUCACUCACCCCAAGAUGCGGAGGAGAAUCGAGAACCCCCGCAUUCUCCUGCUGGAUUGCCCCCUGGAGUACAAGAAGGGCGAGUCCCAGACCAACAUCGAGGUCUCCAAGGAGGACGACUGGAACCGUAUCCUGCAGAUCGAGGAGGAGCAGGUGAAGCACAUGUGUGAGGCUAUCUUGGCCUUCAAGCCCGACGUUGUCAUCACCGAGAAGGGUGUUUCCGAUCUUGCACAGCACUUCCUGAUGAAGGCCAACGUCACCGCCCUCCGUCGUGUGCGAAAGACCGACAACAACCGUAUCGCCCGUGCUACCGGUGCCACCAUCGUCAACCGUGUCGACGACAUCCAGGAGUCCGAUAUUGGUACCCGGUGCGGUCUGUUCGAGAUUGAGAAGAUUGGUGACGAGUAUUUCACAUUCAUGCGCAAGUGCACGUCCCCGAAGGCCUGCACUAUCCUCCUGCGCGGCCCGUCCAAGGAUAUCCUGAACGAGAUUGAGCGCAACCUCCAGGACGCUAUGGCCGUUGCCCGUAACGUCAUCUUCCACCCUCGCCUGUCACCCGGUGGUGGUGCCAUCGAGAUGGCUGUCUCUGUGAAGCUUGGACAGCUGGCUCGCUCUGUCGAGGGUGUGCAGCAGUGGCCCUACAAGGCCGUUGCUGACGCCAUGGAGGUCAUCCCGCGGACAUUGGCCCAGAACGCUGGUGCCAGCCCCAUCCGCGUGCUGACUCGCCUCCGUGCUAAGCACGUCGAGGGUCACACCACCUGGGGUCUGGACGGCGAGUCCGGCAACCUGGUUGACAUGAAGGAGUACGGUGUUUGGGAGCCGGAGGCUGUCAAGCUCCAGAGCAUCAAGACCGCAGUCGAGUCUGCAUGCCUGCUCCUCCGUGUCGACGACAUUUGCAGCGGCAAGUCGGCGCAACAGGCUGGCAACGUUGGCGGUGGCGAGGAGUAA